Molecule: messenger RNA, 5637 nt
Organism: Dendronephthya gigantea
Lineage: Eukaryota; Metazoa; Cnidaria; Anthozoa; Malacalcyonacea; Nephtheidae
Product: major facilitator superfamily domain-containing protein 6-like
Exons: 2
Coding region: 1471-3321 (616 amino acids)
Cellular component (GO): membrane
Source: RefSeq, a predicted model, not a curated record
CAAGUUGUGAUUAUCCCAGACCAAAGGCAAAGGAAAAGUAAAGGUGUAAAUCCGUGAUUAUACGUUCUGUCGAAGUUAAAAACUGAAAAGUUUUUUCUUCACAUAGAUAACCGAAAUUUGUGUUUGGCAAGCUGUCACAGAUGUUUUAGCGAAAUGCUUCAACAAUUUUUCUAUAGCUCACGUAACAUGCCGAAAACAAAGCGAGUGAAUUGUUGAUUUUAAUCUAAAAUUAUGUUGGACUUUGUACUUUGCGCAGGUGCAGGAAGCACUCAAUGUUUCAAUGCAGGCGGUCCGUAAUGUAAUGCAAGCCUACGCUCUCAUAUUAUAUACGUUGGAUGAAAUGAAAUCAUUAUGGAAUAUUUAUGGCAAUUGCAUGGGCGCGCACUUUACUUUAGCGAAAUUAAGCAUUUCAAAACUUAUUAAAUCCACUUCCUAUUUAAAUAACGAAUGAAAAGCUUGUUGCGGUCAACCCGACAAUCCACAUAGUCCGAUAACACUUCCAGUGCCCGGUUUCGAAGUGGCUGUUGUCGAUACAAGCCGUAGACAAAUCAAACAGGGCGUUUAAAGCGCUAGGUAAAUGUUUAUCUGACAGCUGAUCAGACAAAUACAGAGCGUACGUAUUUUGCAUAUUCGUUGCAAUUACCACGGAUUCUAAUUUGUUUUUUCAAAUAUCUGCCACGCCGACGUGGAUUUUCAAAAAGAUUUAUCGCAUUAAUUUGUAACAGUCUCUGUACGGAUGAUUAUUGAAUGCCUUCCUGCCGUCAUUGGUGACGAGUUUGCUCGCUUUUGGUGCGUUGGAACACGUCUCACGCUAUAUCACGGCCUCUCGUCUUUAAUCACGAGUUUGUCAAGUAGUUAGAACGGUUAAAGCCAAUAACAAACUAAACAGUACGAUAUAAUUCCGACGAACGCGAAUCAAAACAAAGGUCAAAGCAGAAAGAAUUGGAGCGUGAAAGCAGAGGAAAUCGAAGCAAAGUAGUACAUUUACUUCGUUCAGCAAAUCAAAGUUUAAAAUAAACGAAAUUAAAGUACAAACAAAUCAAAGGCAAAGGUAAGCGGAACGGCCUUACAUCAAAAUAAUAACAAAUUAUCAGUAUAGUGAAGCGAAAUUCGCAAGGCUGGAAGAAAACUGUAUUUUAAAGGGAAUUUUUGAUAGAAAGAGCUAGAAUCUGAAGAAAAUUGAUAGAAGCUGCGCAGCAAACCGAAGUAUGUACUGACCUAGUGUAUAAUGUUUGAAUAAAACUCGAUGCGAUAGACGAUACGACGAAGCAAAUCAAAAGUAAAAGCCAAGGCAUAGUGAUAAGAAUUAAGCCAAUUGCUCACGAAAUAUUAAGAAAUCUCGUAUGGUUUAGCUGUAUUGUUCAAACAGUGAAAUAGUUUAAACAUAAGCAAAGCCACGAACAAGGGUUCCUACAUAUAAACACAAAUCUAAACAGCGGAAUAUUGAAGUAACGGACUACAAACAAAACUAUGUCCAAGGGCAAGGAAAGAAGUGAUAUUACCCCGACAAAGGCUGAUAAAAUCUCCCAAGCUCUAGACGAUCAACUGCCAGAAAAAUCAGAAAAUGGCAAGACGAAUUCAAGCAAUAAUUGGCUGGAAGAUUGCUUCGGCGGAAAAAAGCUCGUAGUUUAUAAAACGUUCUAUUUUUUUUUCUACGGUGCUUUUGGCAUAAUUAUUGCGUAUCUACCGCUGUACUUCAAGCAACUAGGUCUACUAGCGAGCCACGUCGGUCUACUAACGGGUGCAAGACCCUUACUUCAGUCGAUAGGUGCCCCUUUUUGGGGAAUGUUGGCAGAUAAAUUACGAGUCAGAAAGACGAUUUUGCUUGCAGGCUUGAUCGCGUUCACGUUUAAAACGCUAUUCUUUAUGGGUUUUCGGCCGACCCACCAAACUUGUGAAAUCACAUAUAUCAACAAAACUCACAACAUCAAAACAGUAGAAGCAAUCUCACACAACGCUGACAAGUUCAAGCGAGGCUUUCACCUAUUUCCCAUGACAGCACAGGGCACGCAAAGUGAUAUAUGCGAAAAUACCGCUUUGGCUAAACGCACAUUGGAUAAAAUGAUGUGUAGUGAUUCAUACGUCCCGAGUACAAAAGAGAUUAAACGAACGCCGAGAGAUGUUGUAUUUUCAAAGCUAGGCAGCAGGCGACACAGUAAAGACUCUGCCUCUGAGAAAAGAGCCGAUAUUUUGAAACGCAGAAAAUCUCGCAAUUUGAUGGGGAAAACGAUCGUCGAAGUACACAAAAAUUUCACGGUCAUUUACACACGACACAACGACAAAACUGAAAUGCAGCAUUUAUUUGUCAUAUUCCUUUUGUUGAUCCUAAUCGGCGAGUUCCUGGAGUCGCCAACGAUGACCCUCACAGAUGCAUCGUGUUUGAGCGUGUUGAAGGAGAAGAAGCACUAUUACGGCCGAAUACGAUUGUGGGGGUCGGUGGGACACGGUUUUUCGGUUCCUAUCGUGGGCUUCUUCAUUCACGGCUUUCGGCAAAUCGUUUGCGGUGACACUCACGGCGAUUAUUUCAUCUUAUUUAUUUUUUUCGCCGCUUUUGCUAUCUUUGCCUUCCUGACCGCUACGAAGUUCCGCUUCAGCUACGAAGAAGAGCAACCGACAUGGCGCUCUGCAAUGUUUCUCAUGCGAUUCCGCUACGCGGUGUUUCUCCUUGUAGCUUUCUAUCUCGGCUGCUGUCACGGGUUCUUACUCAACUUCAUUAAUUGGUAUAUCGAAGACCUUGGCGCAACCACACUUAUCAUGGGCAUAGCUGGCGGUUUAAAAAGCCUCACCGACGUCCUGGUGUUCUCUUUGGCCGGAUAUGUAAUAACGAAGAUCGGUUACACGAAUGUGUUAAACUGCACGCUGUUUUCAUAUGCUAUAUGUUUCUUGGGCUAUUCUUACAUGCAGAAUCCAUGGUUCGCGUUGCCUGUUGAGAUUUUACAGGCCGGGAGUUACGCGGCGACAUGGUCAGCGUGCGUGUCGUUCAUCGCAAGUUCGGCUCCGUUGGAAUCACCCGCGACCAUUCAAGGCAUUCUUCAAGGUGUCUACUGGGGCCUGGGAACUGGUACCGGCGCAAUCGUUGGCGGAUUUCUAGUUCAUCACGUAGGCGGUGAUGUUACAUUCCGGGCAUUUUCAUUGGCUACAGCGUCUGUAUUCUCGCUGUUCAUCCUUGUUCAAUUAGUCCUACGUUAUGCAGGACGCGAUGCGUUAGAUUACCACAAAAUACCAUCUGAAGUUGAUCAGGGAAGUCUAUUGACCGAUGAAGGUAGUGAAGAAGAGGAUAGCGAUAGCUACUACGACACAGACGACAGGGAUGACGAAUAGAUGGGCAGACUGCAGCGUUAUUAGACAAAUACAACGGCAACCGCAACGGCAAAAUAUAUUCACCUUAUAUGUUGGAAUUCAAAGAAAAUACGAGUUAGUAUCGACUCGAUUUGCUUCUUCAAGUUUCCUCUUUCUCUGAAACAGUUAUUAACUAUUAUAAAUAUGGUCAAUCAGCAAAAUUGUUUCUAACACUCCAAACAACAUCGAAUACAUUAACUGUUGCUGCACUGUCAUGCAUGCACCGUAAAAUUGGCGUAAGUUUUGUCCUAAAGGAUCAAUCAUCAAUGCCAUUGUAGAUGAGCACGUUGCCGUUGCCGUUGUACUACCUAAACCAUUAAUUGACGGUAUCAUCUGGCCUUCUCCGCAGGCAUCUCUUAUGUAUUUAUAUUAGGCAUUUAUACCAAGCCAUGCAAAUAUAAAAGCCUAAUAUAAAUACAUAAGAGAUGCCUGCGGAGGAGGCUAGGUAUCAUCAUUUAACAUAUUGUGUCAGAGUGUGUACUUUCCUACGUACUAAAGCCUUAAGGCUGACUCACUCGGAGAGAAACAUGAAAACGUCUCAUUCACUAUGUGACGUCAACUCAACAUGUCACGCGUUACAAGCUGCCAGUGCACAGCUGCAAAAAUGGAUUGUAUCAUCAAGCACACGUAUUAUUAAAUGAUGCCACCGACCAUUAGAUAUGCUACCGAUUGCCUACGCCUUCUAAAUAAUAAGCGGCGCCACAAGGAUUUAAUUUUGGGGGAAAACUUUUGAGGUUGUGUGCGCCGAAUUUAUCUUCUAUCACUUUUGAUUAUCACAUUUGUCCUCCUCCCGAAGAGUUCAGCUAUGCUCCGUUUUAACUACAAUAGCAAAGAAAAAAAUCUCAGUACGUUUCUCGAAACGCCAACGGCUGAUCAAAACCAAACGCUGAGAACUGGAAUUCCGAAAAAUAUUUCAGUAGAAUCUUUGUCAGUCAAAAAUAUCAUGUAUUAGAAACUGUAGGCAUUGCCACGACAGAAAAUUCGAAAUAGAAAUUACAGAAUGAACUUGUCAGGUUUAUAAACAAGUUAAGAGAUCUUAGAUUAAGUCUGUUUUGUUUCCUAGCUGCCGCCGUUACUGCUAGCACUGGCGUCAUAAAUAGUAUAAUUAUAAGAUAGCGAGUUUAAGAUACACCAAAUCUACGACGCCGACGUGACAUGAAAAUUGCUACUUUAGUGUGAGGAAACCAGUAAUAAUUUGUUUUACAUACGCGGUUCUGCAUGACUUUGCUACACGUCCGCGUCGUAGAUUUGGUGUAUCUUAAACUCACUAACCUCUGUAUUGCUAGUAUACGUACAACCAUAAUGCAUAAUUAUCUACAAAACCUUCUAAAAACAUCAGUUGUACUGGCUGGAGUUUUCCUUCCGGUGUUAAUUCCUAUUCUGUGUUGAUACGUUUUUUUCAAGUACUGUUGGGAGCGAUAGUGAUCAACUACAAAAUAGACAAUGGUGUAUCCCAUUAAAUUUUAUACACUUUAAAUUUAGGUUUGCCCAUAUAUUUGCUUACGAGAGGCCUUAGACCGCCUCGGUUUCUAGGUAGACGUCUUGGUAAUAAUUCCAUGUUCAAUAAAUCCUUAAUACACAAACUCAAUUCUUAAGAUUAGGUUAGGCUAAGAAUUAGGAUUACGUUUAAUCAACUUUAAACCCAAUCUAAGAUCUAUUUCUAACCUCAAGGAUUAUAUUUGCCGUAUUUAAGAUUUACUGAACGUGAAAUUAUUACUGUCGAAUUUUUUAUUAUGGAAAUUGUAAAUGUCAAUGAUAUCAUAUUUAUCACAUGCAAACUUAAAAUGUGUAAUGUUAUAUAUAACAAAUCUUAAAUAAAUUAUUGUAACAUCUGAUUGCCCCAUAGCACAAAAGAAAAGGUGAUUUUUGUGAAAGUAAUUUGGUGUGAAAACUCCGGUCAUGUCGAUAAUGACAGCGGUCGAAGAUUGCAGGUGGUAGUGAAAGCUAAAAAAUUCGUUGAGAGGCGAGCAUGAGUUAUGUAGGCCGACGUCCAAGUCAAAAGAAUACCGCCCCCUGUGAUCGACAUAAAAAUAUGGAGUAUAUAUAACACCUAUACACCUCAAGAAUAAUUCUGCGUUAUUAGGUUGUUUGCAGAAAAGAAAUGUUUCUGAUUAGCUAAUGCGCCCAGUUGGACAAACUUUGUCCGCAAAUACGUCACAGCCCAUACGUUUUAUACACGUGUUUAAUCCUUUGCAAGAUAUAAAGAUCAUGGCGAUUUGGCGAAAAGCCAUAUCUCUAUGUCUGUGGCCUGGCAGAAUUACCAUUUUACCACAAACAUGAAGGGAAGAUGCUAAUUAA